AAGAUGCCCUACCAUUUCUUUUUAUAGAGUACAAAACUGUUGGGAAGUCUUCCCUACUACUUACUAGUAAUCGAAUUUUAAUAUAACUUCUUGAAAUUUAAUAGUAUUUCAUAAUUGUAUGACUAACAAUAAGCUGUAAAGUAAUAUUUUCACAUACUAAAAAACCUAUAAAGCUUUUCUGUAAUUAAUGCAUUUUAUUAUUUUCAACUUACACACUACCUUUUGAGUCAGGUUUAUGUUUUUAGUUGGGUUGACUAUCAGAUGCAUUUUUUUUUGUUGACUUAAUUUUCAAUCCUUGAAUUCUAUAGAGCAGCUUAAUAUUUUCUUUAGAUUGUAUUUUACUUCAAUUUCAAUUUAAGAAGCAUCUGUCAAAAUGACACUAUGAGGAAUCAUAUUCAAACUUUAUGUACAUUUUGCUGGUAAAUUUCAUGGUGUUCUAAAAUCAUUUCAUAUGGAAAUUAGUAAUCUGCAUGUUUCCUAUCUUAAUAUUAGAAUAGUGAACUUUAUCUUGUAAACAUACUAUGUAAACAUAUAUAUAUUAAUGUACUUUUAAAAACCAUGCUUCCUGAUUUGUUUCAUUUGCGUGGAGUAUCAGUUUCAUGUUCCUUUAUAUUUGCUGAAACAAGUUUUUUUGUUAUUUUUAUAAAAAUCAGAUAGUACUUGUACUAAAUACUGAAUAGGUAAGGUUUUGUCAACAUGUUUUUUAACUCAACAAAAUCUGUUUCUGGAAAUGUUUUUUAUUAUUAUGAUAGAUGUAUAAUGAUUUUUUUCUUCUGUAUCUUAAACAUCUUGUGGUUAAAUGGCGUGGUAACCUAGUAAAUAUCCAACUGAAACUGUGAUAUUUAAUUACCAACUAAAAUAUCUGUGGUUUGGAGAUUAUUCUGUUGUAAUCAAAGAGUAGUUACGUGCCAUUUGGAAAAUUAUUGGCGAGCAGAUAAUAUUGGCUGGAGUACGAAAUGCUGAUCUGCUUCAGGAGGGAAUUUGUUUACUCUGAAUAGGAAGAACUCUCCGAGCAUCGUUACUCCACUACAUUUUGUUAGUAACAAGAUUUUUAAUGAUCAGCUACCUUUGCUGAAAUGGGAUUUGAUUUACUAACUCAAAAUAUUUCAUAGAGCAUUCUGCAGGGAGAGCCUUCGAGAGGAGGAAUGAGAAAACAUCUGGUAGAGCGGAUUUACUGUCCACGUUAGUUAAAAUGGUUGUACAACAGUUUUUUUUCUUUCACUUUUUUUUAGCAAAAGUAAAUAACACACUUGGUGUGUCACUGAUAAGACCCAUUUUUCUGUGAGAGGUAAAGGAGACCAACAGAAAUGCAAGGUUAAAGAAAAGCUGGUGAAGAUAACUGUCUCUGAACAAGGAUUGCAAAAAGAAAUCAAAGAAGUCCGAUGACGUAGCUUUGCCAGAGACUUAAAAGCUAAGCAGAAAAUGAGCUUAACAUCCUGGUUUUUGGUGAGCAGUGGAGGCACUCGCCACAGACUGCCCCGGGAGAUGAUUUUUGUUGGAAGAGAUGACUGUGAGCUCAUGUUACAGUCUCGUAGUGUGGAUAAGCAACAUGCUGUAAUCAAUUAUGAUGCCUCUACAGAUGAACAUUUGGUGAAAGAUUUGGGCAGCCUUAAUGGGACUUUUGUGAAUGAUGUAAGGAUUCCAGAACAGACUUAUAUUACUUUGAAACUUGAAGAUAAGCUGAGAUUUGGAUAUGAUACAAAUCUUUUUACUGUUGUACGAGGAGAAAUGAGGGUCCCAGAAGAAGCUCUUAAGCAUGAGAAGUUUACCAUCCAGCUUCAGUUGUCCCAAAAGUCUUCAGAAUCUGAAUUAUCAAAAUCUGCAAGUGCCAAAAGCACAGAUUCAAAGGCAGCAGAUUCUGCCACGGAAGUGCAGCACAAAGCUACAGAAGCCCUGAAGUCUGAGGAAAAGGCUGCUGAUACUUCUGCUGUGCCUCGAGGUACUCCAUUAUAUGGGCAGCCAUCAUGGUGGGGGGAUGAUGAGGUAGAUGAAAAAAGAGCUUUCAAGUCAAAUGGAAAAACUGAAGAAAAAAAUCAUGAAACUGGAACAUCAGGGUGCAGCGUAGAUGCCAAUGCCAAGCAAGUUGAGGAACAGCCUUCUGCAGCCACAAAUGAAGAAGCACUUUUUCCUUUCUGUAGGGAACCAAGUUAUUUUGAAAUUCCUACAAAAGAGUUCCAGCAACUAUCACAAAUAACAGAGAGCACUAUUCAUGAGAUUCCAACAAAAGACACGUCAAGUCCUCAUACAGCAGGUGCAGGGCAUGCUUCAUUUACCAUUGAAUUUGAUGACAGUACCCCAGGAAAGGUAACCAUUAGAGACCAUGUGACAAAAUUUGCUUCUGAUCAACGCCACAAGUCAAAGAAAUCUUCCCCUGGGACUCAAGACUUGCCGGGAAUUCAAACAGGAAUGAUGGCACCGGAAAACAAAGUAGCUGACUGGCUAGCACAAAACAACCCUCCACAAAUGGUAUGGGAAAGAACAGAAGAGGAUUCAAAAAGUAUUAAAAGUGAUGUUCCAGUAUACUUGAAAAGGUUGAAAGGAAAUAAACAUGAUGAUGGUACACAGAGCGAUUCAGAGAAUGCCGGUGCUCACAGGCGCUGUAGCAAACGAGCAACUCUUGAGGAGCAUUUAAGGCGCCACCAUUCUGAACAGAAAAAGUUGCAGAAGGUUCAGGCCGCUGAAAAGCAUCAAGACCAAGCUGUUGUAAGUCAAACUGCUUUUAUGAUUGCGUUCUUUGAUGAAGACAAUCCCAAAAAAAGAAGGUCAUAUUCUUUCACUCAAAGUACGGGAGUCUCGAAUCAGGAAACUGCAAAUUCACUACCACAUACAAAAUUUGAAAAAGCAAAGUCUCCAACAGCAGAUGCCAAAGUGGUUUCUUUGUCUUUACAGACUAGCUCUGCGCAUCACAGAGGGGGGCAUGGUGUUCCACAUGGGAAAUUGUUAAAACAGAAAUCAGAGGAGCCAUCGGUGUCAAUACCCUUCCUACAAACUGCAUUAUUAAGAAGUUCAGGGAGUCUUGGGCACAGACCAAGCCAGGAGAUGGAUAAAGUGUUAAAAAAUCAAGCCACUUCUGCCACUUCUGAAAAGGAUAAUGAUGAUGACCAAAGUGACAAGGGUACUUAUACCAUUGAGUUAGAGAAUCCCAACAGUGAGGAAGUGGAAGCAAGAAAAAUGAUUGACAAGGUGUUUGGGGUAGAUGACAAUCAGGAUUAUAACAGGCCUAUUAUUAAUGAGAAGCAUAAAGAUCUGAUAAAGGAAUGGGCUGUCAGUUCUGCUGCAGUCAUAAUGGAAGAGAGGAAACCACUGACCACACCUGGAUUUCACAGCUCAGAGCUUCAGGAAGCUACGUCUUCAUCUGGAAGCAAACGUUGGGUUUCACAGUGGGCUAGCUUGGCUGCCAAUCAUACAAGGCAUGAUCAAGAUGAAAAGAUGGAAUUAUCUGCACCUGUUCCUUUUGAAAAUGAUACCGAUAUCAGUGAAUCUGGCAUUUCGGUGAGAAGUACUGGCUCUGUAGCUUCCCUGGCUAGUCAGGGAGAGAGAAGGAGGCGGACCCUUCCCCAGCUUCCAAAUGAGGAGAAGUCUCUUGAGAACUCCAGAGCAAAAGUUACAGCCCAGAGGUCGGAGAUCGGAGAAAAACAAGACACAGAACUGCAGGAGAAAGAAGCACCUACGCAGGCCCUCCAGAAAGAUAAACAGGAUACUGACAGAAACCUUAAUAAAAUGAGCAGGGCUGUGAAUGGUGAGACCCUUAAAACUGGUGGAGAUCAUAAAACCCUACAUCACUUAGGACACCCUGCUACAGGAAAGGAGAGAAAUGAAAGUGAUAAGGAAACUUCCUUGGUGAAGCAGACACUAGCAAAAAUUCAACAAGAACAGAAGGAGCAGGCCCAGUGGGCACCUACUAAACUGUCGUCGAAAACUCUUUCAAGCCAGAUAGACCAGUGUACGGAAGAAUCUUUGAAACAAGAUUCGCAACCUCAAGAAAAAAUGACAGGACCUUCUACAAGCAAAGGAGAAAGGGUGACACAAAAUGAGAGUAAAAGAAGAAAAGCUGAGGAAAGUUUGAAAAGUCAGACUUCAAAGGGAGGAGAUAAAAAGGAAUCCUCCAAGUCCUUAGUGCGACAGGGGAGCUUCACUAUAGAAAAGCCUACACCAAACAUACCCAUAGAACUUAUUCCCCAUAUAAACAAACAGACCUCAACUCCCCCCUCUUUAGCCUUAACCUCUAUAAAUCGGAUACGAGAAAGAAGUGACUCUUUGGAUACUGAUUCUAGUAUGGAUACAACCCUUAUUCUAAAAGACACUGAAGCAGUAAUGGCUUUUCUUGAAGCUAAGCUGCGUGAAGAUAAUAAAACUGAUGAAGGCCCAGAUACACCCAGUUAUAAUAGAGACAAUUCUAUUUCACCAGAAUCUGAUGUGGAUACAGCUAGUACAAUCAGCCUGGUGACUGGGGAGACUGAAAGAAAGUCAACCCAAAAACGAAAGAGUUUCACUAGUCUCUAUAAAGAUAGGUGUUCCACAAGUUCUCCUUCCAAAGAUGCUACAAAAUCAUCAUCUUCAGGUGCUAGGGAGAAAAUGGAAAAGAAAACAAAAAGUCGAUCCACAGACGUCAGUUCAAGAGCAGAUGGUCGUAAAUUUGUACAAUCCAGCGGAAGGAUACGGCAGCCUUCAGUGGAUUUAACAGAUGAUGAUCAGACCUCUAGUGUACCUCAUUCUGCCAUCUCUGAUAUUAUGUCAUCUGAUCAGGAAACUUACUCUUGCAAAUCUCACGGGAGGACUCCACUUACCUCAACUGAUGAACAUGGACAUUCCAAACUGGAAGGCAGUAAAGUAACAAAAUCCAAGAUUUCUCCUGUAGCAUCUGGUUCAUCCAGUAAAUCGACCACUCUUCCAAGGCCACGACCUACCAGGACAUCCCUCUUGCGCAGAGCCCGCCUGGGUGAAGCUUCUGACAGUGAACUUGCUGAUGCUGACAAAGCAUCUGUUGCUUCUGAAGUGUCCACAACAAGUUCCACAUCCAAACCUCCCACAGGAAGGCGAACUGUCUCUCGGAUUGAUUUAUUAGCUCAGCCUCGUAGAACAAGGCUUGGCUCGUUGUCAGCUCGUAGUGACUCUGAAGCCACGAUAUCUAGAAGUAGUGCCUCUUCACGUACCGCAGAAGCCAUCCUUAGGAGUGGAGCCAGAUUAGUACCGUCAGAUAAAUUUUCUCCUAGAAUUAGAGCUAACAGUAUCUCUCGACUCUCAGACUCCAAGGUCAAAAGUAUAAGCUCAACUCAUGGCUCUCCUUCAGUAAAUUCAAGAUGGAGGCGCUUUCCUACUGAUUAUGCUUCCACCUCAGAAGAUGAAUUUGGAUCAAACCGUAAUUCCCCUAAACAUACUCGUCUACGUACUUCUCCAGCCCUGAAAACCACUCGCUUGCAGAGCGCCGGAUCAGCAAUGCCUACUAGUUCUUCAUUCAAACACCGGAUUAAACAACAGGAAGACUACAUCCGAGACUGGACCGCUCAUCGAGAAGAAAUAGCCAGGAUCAGCCAAGAUCUUGCUCUCAUUGCUCGGGAGAUCAACGAUGUAGCAGGAGAGAUAGAUUCAGUGACCUCCUCAGGCACUGCCCCUAGUACCACAGUAAGCACUGCCGCCACCACCCCUGGCUCUGCCAUAGACACUAGAGAAGAGGUAGGAGAUCUUCAUGGAGAAAUGCAUAAGUUGGUUGACCGUGUGUUUGAUGAAAGCCUCAACUUCCGAAAGAUCCCUCCAGUAGUUAACUCUAAAACACCAGAAGGAAACAACGGCCGCUCCGUGGCUCAGCCUGCCGAGCCCCCUGAUCACUUAACAAUUACAAGACGGAGAACCUGGAGUCGCGAUGAAGUCAUGGGAGACAAUCUGUUGCUGUCGUCUGUCUUUCAGUUCUCUAGGAAAAUAAGACAAUCGAUAGAUAAAACAGCCGGAAAGAUCAGAAUAUUAUUUAAGGACAAAGAUCGGAAUUGGGAUGAAAUAGAAAGCAAGUUAAGAGCUGAAAGUGAAGUCCCUAUUGUGAAAACCUCAAGCAUGGAAAUUUCUUCAAUUUUACAGGAGCUGAAAAGAGUUGAAAAGCAGCUACAAGCAAUCAAUGCUAUGAUUGACCCGGAUGGAACUUUGGAGGCUCUGAAUAACAUGGGAUUUCCCAAUGCCAUCUUGCCAUCUCCACCAAAACAGAAAACCAGUCCUGUGAACAACCACAGCAGCCCCGGUCAGACACCAACACUUUGCCAACCAGAAGCGAGGGCUGUUCAUCCUGCUGCUAUGUCAGCUUCAGCAGAAUUUGAGAAUGCCGAAUCUGAGGCUGACUUCAGUAUACAUUUCAACAGGUUCAACCCUGAUGGGGAAGAGGAAGAUGUUACAGUACAGGAAUGACUUUCUCUUGAUUGUUAAAAAAAAAAAAAAAAUAACAGCCUGUGGAUUGACUAGGAAAUUGGAAGCAGCGUAGUGUUGACUUACACAAAACAAGACAGCUUGGUGAAACUACAAUUUGUUAUCCCUGUCUUCUUAAUUUUAUUUAUUUAUUUUUUACCUAUAGUGUGAUGCCAUAUUAAUCUUUUCAAACAAUUUAAAUACCCAUUUGACGCACACAUAGGAAAAAGGGGACUGUUCAGUUUCACCUUCUGUAGUUUUAUGAUAUUCAAAAUGGUGUUAUGUCGUUGUACCCUUUCCCAUCAUAGACCUUUGUCUUUCUUUUAAGCCAUGCUGUGACCUACAGACAAACUAAAAACUAUCCACCAUUUCUGAACCCCCAAGUCUCCUGUGCCAAGCUGCUCCUUGAAAUGGACUUCCACUUCAUCUGUACAGAUUUGUUAAACCAUUGUAUUUGCUUCUUAAUAAUAGGAUUUAUAUUAGUACUCAUUAUCACUGGACACAGUGACAUAAUACUCGCCACAGUAAAGCAGACCUUUCACAAGAAUCAUUCUGUGUCCUAAAAUUUUCCAACAUAGCUGUGAUUUAUAUAACUUGGUUGUUUCGUAAAUUGUCUUGGGGUUUACGGAGAUUAACUAUUAUGUUUGCACUAAGAUUUACUGGGAGUGGUAGGUGGACAUAAUGAUAUAUCAAUAAGGACUAACCAUCUUCUUUGUACAUAGGCAAUUGAUAAUACUGUAUUUGUUUUAAUCCCACAGUGUUUUACUCCACUUUCCAAAAAGUGAAUUUGGCACUUUUUUUCAAUUUUUUAAUGGAAAUAAGAUAUUGUCUCUCAUCUUAGGUUCAAUGAUAACUAGAAAGAUUAAACUAGACAGAUAGUUCAGGUGGAGUAUAUUUUUAAAGCUAAGAACAUGUAUAUUGGUCCUGUGUUACCAAGUUUAUAUGUGACAGUUGGAAAGAAAAAAAAAUCCCUUGAAAUGAUCAUGAGGUUAAAAUUUUCUUCAUUAGGAGACUUGGAGGACCAGUAGUCAUAAGAUUAGUUGGUAGUUUGACUCCCGAGCGAUGAAUUUCUUCUGUGUGUUUCCCUGUAGGACCCAGUAAUAAUGUCUCAGACUAGCACACUUCUAAGGACCCUGCAAGACAAAGGCUUUGGACCUGUGCUACUACUGAACAGGAAGCCUGGGAGACGCAUCCUCUGUAAGCUCUUUUUUUCCCCCAGUAAGUUCACUUUUGGAUAAGUCUAAAAAGAAAAUACUUAUCUUUGUGUUUCCAGAACACUAUAAUUUGGAUGAAUCUUAACUCAAUUAAAUAUUAUUAGACCUGUAUUUUCCCCUUGACUCCAGCAGUCUAUAAAAGAGAAACUGCAACUUUAAUGAAAUGAUCUUCAACAUUUCAGCAAUAAUCCUGUGCUACAUGUGUUUUAAGAAACAAAGUAACUACAUGUCAAAACUUUACAGGAUUUAAGAAGCCCUGUACUGUUGGACCAGUUAACAGAGAUGCAACAAACCUUCUUUUGUAGAGAUGUAAAAACAAGUCUGUUAUAUAAUGGAUCUCAUAUUUUUUUUAAUUAAAAACAAAAUAAAUGAACUCUCCUCCUUGUAAAGGUAAAUUUCUCAUUCUAUCUAUAAAGAUAGAGUUUAAAAAGGGCCUAAGAAGCAUAAAUUAAAAAAAUAUAAAUGCUCUAAUGAAAUGAAUGAAACAAUACAGGGUCGAUCCAUUUGAAGAAAAGUUGUUCAAAAUAGUCACCAUUAUUCCUCCUUUUAUUUAAAGUUUGGGUACUGAUUAUAUCCAUGUGGAAAAUGGAAGGUAAGGAAUUUAGGAAAACAUUAGCAUCUGCUCUACUUACAUUAUUGUUUAAGCGUUACACAGUUUUGUUCAGUUAUAAACAUUUGGCCUUUUACUAUGUUAUUUUUAUUUUGUAUGAAUACAUUAUUCUCCUUAUUUAUUUUUGUUACAUUUAUUACUUAUGUUAUUUUGUUAUGCAUUUUCAACUCCCAUUUUUAAAUAAAGUGUUUCUGGAACUUUA
This is a messenger RNA of Ochotona curzoniae (black-lipped pika), 8413 nucleotides long. It is a transcript of the gene CEP170, whose product is annotated as centrosomal protein 170. Bases 1423 to 6390 code for a protein of 1655 amino acids. NCBI's taxonomy places the organism in Eukaryota, Metazoa, Chordata, Mammalia, Lagomorpha, Ochotonidae. The transcript has 19 exons. Gene Ontology annotation, cellular component: centriole. Gene Ontology annotation, molecular function: protein binding. The record is from RefSeq and is a predicted model, not a curated record.